AGCCAUUUUGGCUCAAGACCACCUUGGCCCAAGGCUUUCGGCACGCUGAGCUUCUGCCGCGCACCAUCGGCCUCUGUUGCUCCACUCCUGCCGCGAUGAACCACGUGCUGCUCUCAGCAUUCGCCGUCCUACUUGCCAGCCGUGGCUGCAUCGCCAGCGGUGACACCACCACCUUGCAGGACCGCCGCCUGCUGGAGACCACCACGGCCGACGGUGACCCACCCGACGUCACAGGCGCGGCGGCCCGUAGCGGCGGCCUCGGCACCAUGCUCCUGGCGCUCCUCGCGUUCACGUGCGUGGGCAACGCGGCUGGGGCCGCGGUGGACGAGUCCACCACUGCGCUCAGGAGUCUGGACAACCAUGUUUCCGUGAGGGAAACAGUGUUGCUGCAAACACAUACAGACACGCGGUCACGCCUGCAGUCCUCUGCCAUGAUUUUGUCUUCAUCGCGACUGGGGACAGCACGCACGGCGGCGAGCAGUUGGGUCGGCGCGGCAGCUGCGUUGGCGAAGCGUUCGGCGGGACCAGUUGGGAAGGGUUCGUUGAGUUUCGCGCAGAAUGCCGGCAUGCAGGUAAUGACCAAUUUCGGGUUCCAGGCGAUGGGCAUGAUCCCGGGCAUCAGCAAGGUUCCAUUCGUCGGUGAUUUCUUUCGCGCUUCGACGUCAGACAUGUCCAAUUCAGAAUUGGCUGGCAAAAUCGAGGGUGAAAUCAAGAAGGGCGUCCAGGAAGUCAAAGAGUCAUUGGUUCACAUGGAAGCCAACCUCAAAAGCCAUUUUGGUGACGCGAUCGAGAACCAGACUCAAGCGUUGUCUGAGAUCAUCUCGCACAACACCGAUGUGAUCGUCCGCGAAGUCACAUACAAUGCCAAGAUGACCCGCUCUGCGAUUGCCGACUUCAGGGAGGUGGUGGAGGCCAACCACAAGGAAACAAUGGCAAUUGCCGUCGAGCACUUGUAUGAAACCAGCUACCGCCAGUGUCUCGAGUACAGCACGGACAUUAUCACGAAGUAUCGGUUGUACGAUAUGGUGUUGAAGAACAUGCUGCUCGAGCGCACCAGUGUGCUGCAGAAGUUGAACAAGGGGUGUGGCGACGGCUAUGACAUUCAGUUGCCCGAUGGCGUGUCGAAUAGCAGUGUUGGCUACUCUUACUGCGCGACCGACGGUGGAAUGACGACAUUCGAUGUCAGUGCCGGUGGCGUUGUGGGCACGGCAGAAUGCAAGGAGGCUUGCGACGCCUCCCCAGCGUGCAGCGUUUACGGAAUGUAUGGGGCGUUGGACGGAGUGUCUAUAACACCCAAGUGCCAGCUGAUAUCAGACUGCCUGACGCAAGCCGACGUUACCGACGUGACGUAUCAGACGACGAAUGCCGGUGCAAUAUUUUGCAGGAAGCAGUCCCGAGCCCCAGAGGCCAGCUGCGGUGACGGCUAUGACAUUCUGUUGCCCGAUGGCGUGUCGAGUACCAGUGGUGGGUAUUCUUACUGCGCGACCUUCGGUGGAAUGACGACAUUCCCCGUUAGCACUGGUGGCGUAGCAGGCACGACGGAAUGCAAGGAGGCUUGCGACGCCUCCCCGACGUGCAGCACUUACGGAAUGUAUGGGGCGUUGGACGGAGUGUCUAUAACACCCGCGUGCCGGCUGAUAUCAGACUGCCUGACGCAAGCCGACGUUACCGACGUGACGUAUCAGACGACGAAUGCCGGUGCAAUAUUUUGCAGGAAGCAGGAGGCGCCUCCUACACCGGCGCCUACGCCGGCGCCUACGCCCGCAUUGGCGCUGUUGGCGCUGAAAGAGGCCGAUAUGCUGCACGGUUUCUUGAGCGGCUCUGGCUUGGGCACCGUCUCGGAUGCUCAGCGAUUGUUGGCGUGUUUCAUGCCGACGCAAUACAGCACCAGAAGUCUCCUCGGCAAAUUCGUAGACAAGGUGCGAACGCGUGACGACGACUCGAGCGAUGUCGAUUUUGAUGGCACGGAGAGGUGGCUGGCAUUGAAGCUCAUGCUUGAACUUCUCGAAGCUUCCGUGAUGAGUGUUGACUUACAGGACAUGCAAUUGGCAAUUGUUGACCACUUGGACAUUGGUCUGCGCAUGGAAUUCGCGCACGGUGUGGGGAAGCAGAUCGACCAGGCGUACGCGGUCCUUCGCGAAGAGCUGCAUAGUGCGCAGGCAGAGGUGCCGUUCUUGAACCUGUUGGACGAGAAUGUAACCGUGAUUGAGUAUGGCAGUGGCCCCGCUCCUGUUGGAGCUGCCUGCCGCACAGCCUUCACAAGCACGUCCGGGCGAAAAGUGAAGGAUUGGGAGUCCCGGUCAUCAGUGUCGAAGGCAGAUUUUUCUGAGAUAAGCCGGGGAGCAGUGGAGGACUGCAGAACCAUGACGAGCCUGAAUUGUGUGGAGGCCACUAUCUGGCUCUCCAUGGUCUGCGAGCACAAGCCCUCCGCAAUCGGAUAUAUAUGGGAAUGGACCUCGCAAUGGAGGUGGUCUCCGAAGAGCAGCGUGAGCGGUCGGGGCUGCGGCUCGCAGUUUCCAUACGCGUUUCGGUUUCAGACUGAUUCCGAUUCGGUGGAUACAACACGCAGCGAGACUUGGUGCCCAACAGCGCAGCAUUCCGGAGAUGGUUCUUCCACGCAGUACAGCACGAGGCAGAAGGUCGUGGCUUUUGCAUCAUUCUACGCUCUGGAAAUCUGAGGACGCUCUGUGUCGGUUUGGUUCCGAAGAGAGCCACGCUGAACAAUCUGGCAUCCCCUUGGAACAGCGCGCAUCCUUAUGCAACAGAGCUUAGAAGUGCUUGGCAGUAUACAUGUUGCAUUACGUCAGUACUCUUAUUCGCAUUGCUGUUAGGAUUUAUCAUUCUUUUAAUUCGAGUGUCAGUCACGGUGGUCGAAUCUCUGAACGCGUCUUGGCAACUCGUUCGCGUUGUCGUCACAAAGAACGACGGCGGACGUAUUCGCCCUGUCGACACAAAGAACGACGGCGGACUUAUUCGCGCUGUCGUCACAAGAACGACGGCGGACAAGUAUAACGACGGCGUAGAGAUAGGUGUCGGCUAUGAAAGGGGGCCUAUGCGUGCCCUUCAGACGGCGCGUGUAUUUUUGUGGAAAGAUGUAUCAUAUGGCUCGCAUAAGGCGCGGCUUGCAAGCAAACAACAAAAAAAAACAUGGCUUGAAGACAGCCCAAGAAGGCUUCAAGACAGCCAAGAUGCCUUC
Molecule: messenger RNA, 3196 nt
Organism: Prorocentrum cordatum
Lineage: Eukaryota; Dinophyceae; Prorocentrales; Prorocentraceae
Source: the annotation of a GenBank genome assembly